AUGGCUCUUGACCACGUACUUAUCGAUCGCAUCGAGGCCGACCAAGAUGAAGAAGACCUGGAGUCAAUCCUCAAGCAUGGGGCGCAGGCACUGUUCAAUGAUGACGACUCAGCUGACAUCACUUACGAUCACCGCUCUAUUGACAGGCUGUUGGACCGUAGCCAGGCCGAGCAGGCUGAGCAAGUGGCCGGCGAGGGAAGUUCGAACCAGAAUGAGCAGGCGCUCUUUAAUUUCGCCCGCGUGUGGCAAAAGGACCGAGGUAGCCUUGAAGAAGUGACGGAGGUUGAGGAUGCGCCUGUGGAUGUUACGGCGUGGGAGAAGAUUCUGCAGGAGCGUGAGCGUGAAGCGCAAGAGGAGGCUAACCGACAAGCUGAAGGUCUCGGGCGUGGUAAAAGAAAGCGCGGCACGCCCCGCUACGACAACACCAUCAUCGAAGGAGUCGACGACGAUGAGGUUCCUAGUCCUAUCCGACCCAGGCCUAGCAAGAUCCGAAAGGCCGCCGUCGACAAUGACUACGAGUUCCAACAGCCAGAUGAUGGGGAUGAAACUGACACGAAUUCCGAGGCAGGAGCAGUGGCAAUUGGCACUGCCUAUCAUGGUGAGUGGGAUAUGGGGGCUAAGCGACUGACCACUGCAGAUGUUGCAGCUGGUCCUAAUGUGGAUAUAGUGCAGGGAGCCCGCGCGUUCCGCCGGGUUGACUCCCCGCCCCCGAUAGCACCAAUGGGCACCGAUGGCGCCCAAGAUGGUUUCCCGUCUUGUGUGGCCUGCCAACAACAGCACGUCCCUGGGUGUUGCCCACUCCGUCUCGCCGGCGUCGAGUUCUGUGGGCUGUGCGGCUUGGCGCACUGGGGAGGCCGGCGGGCCUGCCCCCACCUACAGUCACGGGUGCAGGUCGCCCGCAUUUUGGAGGCGCUGGAGAAGAGCGCGGAGGCCCCCGCCCUCAUCUUGGAGGCGAAGAGAUAUCUUCAGGGUAUUCUCAAAUCGGUCUCGCGGACUGCUCGGGAUGAGCGGAAGAAGGCUUCGCUUUCCGCUCAGGCGGAGUCUCAGGUUCGGCUCACGUCGCCCUCAGUUGGCGGGGCAAGUCGUGCCACUGUCAUUGAUUUGACAGAGGCAAGUGCCGAGUCGUAA
Penicillium egyptiacum is the source of this 1128-nucleotide messenger RNA. Lineage: Eukaryota; Fungi; Ascomycota; Eurotiomycetes; Eurotiales; Aspergillaceae. The record is from the annotation of a GenBank genome assembly.